AUGGGUGACGAGGAGGUUGCCGCGUUGGUGGUGGACAACGGCAGCGGCAUGUGCAAGGCUGGCUUCGCGGGCGACGACGCUCCGCGCGCGGUCUUCCCCUCCAUCGUGGGCCGCCCCAAGAUGCCGGGCAUCAUGGUGGGCAUGGACCAGAAGGAUUCCUACGUCGGCGAUGAGGCCCAGUCCAAGCGAGGUGUGCUGACCCUGAAGUACCCAAUUGAGCACGGCAUCGUCACCAACUGGGAUGACAUGGAGAAGAUUUGGCACCACACCUUCUACAACGAGCUGCGAGUCGCACCGGAGGAGCACCCGGUGCUUCUGACAGAGGCCCCCCUGAACCCCAAGGCUAACCGCGAGCGUAUGACGCAGAUCAUGUUCGAGACCUUCAACGUCCCGGCCAUGUAUGUGGCAAUCCAGGCGGUCCUGUCGCUGUAUGCCUCCGGCCGAACCACCGGCAUCGUCAUGGACAGUGGCGAUGGCGUGUCGCACACCGGCUACGCCCUGCCCCACGCCAUCCUCCGACUGGAUUUGGCCGGCCGUGACCUCACGGAGUACAUGAUGAAGAUCCUGACCGAGCGCGGCUACUCCUUCACCACCACGGCGGAGCGUGAGAUUGUCCGCGACGUCAAGGAGAAGCUGUGCUACAUCGCGCUGGACUUCGACAGCGAGAUGAAGGCAGCCAGCGAGAGCAGCGACAAGGAGAAGACCUACGAGCUGCCCGACGGAAACAUCAUCACCGUGGGCGCCGAGCGCUUCCGAUGCCCGGAGGUCCUUUUCCAGCCCAGCUUUGUGGGCAAGGAGGCUAGCGGCAUCCACGACACCACCUUCCAGUCCAUCAUGAAGUGCGAUGUGGACAUCCGAAAGGACCUCUACUCCAACGUGGUGCUGUCCGGUGGCACCACCAUGUUCCAGGGCAUCGGCGAGCGUAUGACCAAGGAGCUGACUGCGUUG
Molecule: messenger RNA, 948 nt
Organism: Symbiodinium pilosum
Lineage: Eukaryota; Dinophyceae; Suessiales; Symbiodiniaceae
Source: the annotation of a GenBank genome assembly